This is a messenger RNA of Marmota monax (woodchuck), 2183 nucleotides long. It is a transcript of the gene Slc66a2, whose product is annotated as solute carrier family 66 member 2. Gene Ontology annotation, cellular component: trans-Golgi network; endosome. The record is from RefSeq and is a predicted model, not a curated record. Gene Ontology annotation, biological process: phospholipid translocation; retrograde transport, endosome to Golgi. The coding region runs from base 501 to 1316 and encodes 271 amino acids. The transcript has 5 exons. NCBI's taxonomy places the organism in Eukaryota, Metazoa, Chordata, Mammalia, Rodentia, Sciuridae.
CUCAGUGGUCUCCAGGACUGUGAACUUCCGAACUGGAGCAGCGUGGCCAGCCCCGCACAGGCUCCUCUGUUACCCGCAGGGCGCCCGGCGACUUUCCCCAGGACGGGACUUCCCUGGCCAGGGCUCCCUCUGGUUCCCCAGGACUGCGUCCUUGGCUCUAGGUGGCAGCGCUCUGCGUCUACACCGACCCCAUUCGCGAGCCGGGGCUGAUGGAAACAGGUUCACUCGGGCACCCGAAGACUUGCCCAGCCUGCCAGGAAUUUCCUAACCCAGGCUGCCUAGAGGGGUGGAGCCCAACGCCCACCGCCCCUUCCCGCCCCCACCGAGCCAGGGGUCGGGUCCUCGGCGUCGUCACGCCCUGGCUGGCGAGCGCUAGGACCCGCGCCGCCUUCCUGCGGGCCCGGAGUGGGCGGGGCCUUCCAUUGUGACGUCGCAGGGGCGCGCUCCCCGCCCUCGCGGACAGACUGACAGACAGACCGGCGUGGCCAGCGCGGACCCCGAUGGUGGAGGAUCGCGCAGGAGAGCGGCUGCAAUGUAGAGGGGAACGUCACUCUGCGGAUUCUGGAGCUGUGAGAGCGCUGGGGCUCGUGCCAGGUGGACUCCCGCCGGACGGCAGGGCUGCCGGGUGCCCGGGAUGGAGGCAGAAGGUUUGGAUUGGCUUCUGGUCCCGCUGCAUCGGCUGGUUUCCUGGGGGGCCGCCGCAGCCAUGGUUUUUGGGGGCGUGGUGCCGUACAUCCCGCAGUACAGGGACAUCAGGAGGACUCAGAACGCCGACGGCUUUUCCACCCACGUGUGUCUGGUGCUACUGGUGGCCAAUAUUCUACGGAUACUCUUCUGCUGGAGACAGCAGGGAUGAAGAGCCCAAAGCCCCGCCCAGGCGGUCCUAUCUGGAUUUUGAUCCACACCACUUCUGGCAUUGGAGCAGCUUCGGGGACUAUGUGCAGUGUGUCCUGGCCUUCACUGGUGUGGCGGGCUAUGUCACCUACCUGUCCAUCGAUUCGGCCCUGUUUGUGGAGACGCUGGGCUUCCUUGCAGUGCUGACCGAGGCCAUGCUGGGCGUGCCACAGCUGUACCGCAACUACUGCCACCGCUCCACAGAGGGCAUGAGCCUCAAGAUGGUGCUCAUGUGGACAAGCGGGGACACCUUCAAGACAGCCUACUUCCUGCUCAAUGGUGCACCCCUGCAGUUCUCAGUCUGUGGCCUGCUGCAGGUGCUGGUGGACCUGGCCAUCCUGGGGCAGGCCUAUAUCUUUGCCUGCCACCCCCAGAAGCCAGCACCCCACACUGCACACCCUGCCAGUGCCAAGGCCCUCUGAGGCACCAGAGACAAGACUGUGUGAUCCUGGGUGUGGGUGGAGGUGAAGUCCUGGUGCCAGGUUCUCCACCAGCCUGCGUGAGGGGUGGGUGCCUGGGGGUGGCUGGGAACAGGCCAGUCUGGCACUCCCCGUGAGGACAGUGGGCACGGAUCUUGCACCCAGGGCUAGCUCUCAGGCAUGUUCAAGGUGACAGGAAACUGUGUCUCAUGCGCCUUCUCAGAUGCACUGGCCUGACCUGAGAGGCUCCGUCAGGAAGGAGGGCUGUGGGGCUCAGCAGCUGCCCUGGGCAAGCCUGGGGAGAGGGGGCCCUGCAGACCCCGGGCAGAACCUGUGGCUGCCAGGACAGACAGCAGGCCAGUGUGAGGGUCCUGGCUGCUGGUGGCCCAUCCCCAUGCUGUCCCCACCUACCCGCUGCCACUGUUGCUGUGCCUGCCUGACGGGCCGCUGGCCUGACACCACCGCCAUGUUCCCCUUUUCCAUUCAACACCGGUGACAUGUGCUUGGCAGCCCUGUGCCCAUCUGGUCACUCCCAGCCCUGAGAGUUCUGGAUGCUUCUGUGGACUCCCACAGGCAAUGACUUCCUUCUGCAGGGCAGAGGGGCCGCCCCCAUGCAGGGGUCGCGGCAGGCUGUGGUCAGCACCAGGCUCGUGAUGGCAGGGGGCGCUAUGGUGGCCCAGGAAGCCACAGCACCAUCCCACCUGGCUUUCCUCAGAUUCAGUGUCUGAGUGAGGCUCUUGCUUAGUUCUGUGGCUGCAAGAUGCUUUGAAAUGUUUAUUUUUUAAAAAUGAAGGUAGAUGUCUGUAGUGGUAAUUGCUUCCAAAUUAAAAUGUCACCGACCGCAGGUUCGGUGGCUGCUCAUUGAAUGUA